This is a messenger RNA of Paramecium tetraurelia, 1191 nucleotides long. RefSeq lists its product as uncharacterized. NCBI's taxonomy places the organism in Eukaryota, Ciliophora, Oligohymenophorea, Peniculida, Parameciidae. The transcript has 5 exons. The record is from RefSeq and is a predicted model, not a curated record. Gene Ontology annotation, cellular component: cytoplasm. Gene Ontology annotation, biological process: protein transport.
AUGGGAAACUAACAUGGCUAAGGAUUCGACCAUUCUAAACAAAGUGGUUUGUACAUUCGUACUGAUAAACCAUUUUAUUUUGCAGGUGAAGAAGUCAAAGGCAAUAUUUACUUGAAUGUGGGGGGAGGUGCAUUCCCUAGUUCUACAAUUUACUUGAAAGUUAAAGGAUCUGAAAAGGCUAAAUGGACAGAAGUCAAAACUGUUUGGGAAAAUGUUCCAGGAACUAAUCCUCCAUAAAGAAGAUCAAAAUAAGUUACGGAACAUUAUGAUAACGAAAAUGAGUUCUAUCAACACAAAAUUCCAGUUUACAUUUUUUAACAAGGAAUGAUUCCUUUAGGACAAUAUACAUUUCCUUUCAGUUUUAAAUUGAAAGAAAACCUGCCAGGCUCAUUUCAAUAUCAAGAAAAGGAUUUAGAGUGCAAAAUAAGAUAUAGUGUUAAGGCUGAAAUAGAUUCACCAAAUAAAAAUUUAGAUAAGGUCAAAUAUAAAUAAGAAUUUCUUGUUAGAGAACCUAUUAAGGAGUAAAUCAAUUAAAGCGAAGGCUCAUAGGUUUUAUAGCCAACUUCAUGUUGCUGUAUACCAUUAGGAACUAUUUUGUUUAAGUUUCAAUUUGAUAAAACAGCUUAUUAGCCUGGUGAAAUUGCUUAAUUACAAGUAGAGAUUGAUAAUUCUCAAUCUAAAGUUGGCAUCCCAACAAUCACAGGAAGAUUGACAAACACAUUAAGAAUUGUGAGUAAAUAGGGCCACUCGAAAUUAAUACAUAGAAGUUGCGGAACUUCAAUGAUUCCAGGACUUCAAGCAGGCCAAUCUGCUCUAAAUGAGCAAAGAAAGAACAUGACCUUAUCAUUAGUUGAUUAAGGUAGAAAUUAACCCUUGGAUCCAACUACAAAUGGAAAGGUUGUGAUGAAUAACUACCAACUCUCUGCUACUGGAGAUUUAGAUGGAACUUGCUUAUGCUGUACAACAACUCCAGGAAUAGAAUUUCCCAUCAGGAUUGUAGCCAAGCCAAUAGCAAGUUAUGAUUAACCAGUUGUGGCUCCUUCUGGAUGGAAUCCACAAGUUAUGAACGCUGUUGCUGUACAGUUUGAUGAUUCUUAUAAGUAUCAACCUGCAACUGGUGGAGUUUUGGUUCCAGCUUAAAAUCAUAAUCCGUAGGGUUAUCAAAAUCCAAAUUAGCCAUAUUAUGGAUGA